AUGGGGUCAGAGUUGGAGGAAGAUUUCAAAAACUUCAAUUUAUCGGCUAAAGAGGAGGAUGGGAUCGAAAUAGCAGAAGAUGAUAUCAAAGCCAGAAUGAAGGAGUGCGCUCUCAGCCUAAUGGGAAGUCUAUUUGGGGAAAAGCGAGCAAGUUUCAUGGGGUUAAAGAACACAAUGCAAAAUAUCUGGCUAACCAAAAAUCCAUUCUUCUCGAGGAUGGUGGGCAGUAAUGAAUAUCAAUUUAUAUUCCAAACUGAGGAAGAUAGGAAGAAGGUGUUGGAAGGUAAAGCAUGGACCUUUGAUGGCCAGUAUCUUCUGUUGAAAGAAUGGAGUGCGGAGAACAACGACUACACUGAAGAAGAGCAUAAGAUCGAGUUAUGGGUACAGAUCCGUGACUUACCACUCCAUUGGGUGACUUAA
Messenger RNA from Striga hermonthica, 420 nucleotides. The record is from the annotation of a GenBank genome assembly. NCBI's taxonomy places the organism in Eukaryota, Viridiplantae, Streptophyta, Magnoliopsida, Lamiales, Orobanchaceae.